AUGAAGUUCUACCAGCACAUCCUGGCCUUGGUCUUUGCUGUAAAAGAGAUCAACGAGAACCCCAGCAUCUUGCCCAAUCUCACUCUUGGGUUCCACAUUUAUGACAACCACCAUGAUGAGAGGUUCACCUAUCAGACCACACUGGAGCUGCUCUUCAAAUCACGCCAUUUUGUCCCUAACUACAAAUGUGACCUCCAGAAAAACCUCAUCGCUGUCAUUGGGAGUAUUCAGCGUGAGAGCUCAUUGUACAUGGCAAACCUCUUGGAUCUCUUCAAGAUUCCACAGCUCACCUAUGGAUCAUUUGCCUCAGAGGACAGUGAUGGGAAAGAGUUCUACUUUUACCGCAUGGUGCCUAAUGAAGCUCGUCAAUAUCCUGGGAUUCUUCAGCUGCUUCUCCAUUUUGGAUGGACGUGGGUGGGACUCUGGGCCAUGGAUGAUGACAGUGGAGAACAUUUCUUGCAAACCUUGGAGCUGUUGCUGUCCAGGAAAGGAAUCUGUUUGGCUUUCAGUAAAAAAAUGGCAACAAAAGCAGAUAUGAAUGACAUAGCUGAUAUUGUUGCUCUAAUUACAAAAAGAGAUAUCUAUCUCCCAGACCGAAAAAUCAGUACAAUUAUACUCUACGGAGAUACAAGGACAGUGAUGAUCCUGAACACGUAUUUUUUUUUCCAAACAUUUCAAUAUAACUAUACAUGUGGCAAGGUGUGGAUUUUAACAGCCCAGAUUGAUUUUGCCUUAACAGCGUUGCAAAGAUCCUUUGAUUUUCACUUCUUCCACGGGGCAAUCUCUUUUACCAUUCACUCGCAUGAACUUCCGGGUUUCCGUACAUUUCUUCAAGACCACAAACCUUCUGGGGCAGAAGAAAAUCAUUUUCUGAAGUUCUUCUGGGAGCAAGCAUUUGUCUGUACAUUUGUCAAUAGAGAGGAGUCCCCAGAAAUCGAUGGUUCUUGUACAGGAGAGGAGAAGUUGGAAAGCCUUCAUAGGGAAGUUUUUGACAUGGACAUGAGUGGCCACAGUUACAGCAUCUACAACGCUGUCUAUGCUGUGGCCCAUGCUUUGCAUAGAGCACACUCCUCUAGAUUUAACCUUAGAACUAGAAAGAGUGGGGAAAGGUCUGACUUUCAAGAACUUCAACCUUGGCAGCUCCACCAGUUUCUUCAAGGCAAUGCGUUUAACAACUCAGCAGAAGAAAAAGUAUCUUUUAACAGCCAUAGGGAAGUAGAGAAAGGAUUUGAUCUCAUGAACAUGGUCACAUUCCCAAACAAGUCUUCCAUUCCACCUCUUUCUGAGUGUAACGCACACUGCCAGGCUGGUUCUCAGAAGAAGAAAAUAGAAAGUAAGAAGUUUUGCUGUUACGAUUGUUCCCAGUGUCCCAAAGGGAAGGUGUCAAGUCAGAAGGACAUGGACGAUUGUGUCAAGUGUCCAGAAGAUGAUUAUCCAAGCAAUAACCAAGAUCGAUGUCUGCCUAAGAUGCUACAUUUUCUGUCUUAUGAAGAACCUUUAGGAUUCACUUUGACUUCUAUUGCUAUGUCUUUUUUCCUGAUCACAGCUUUGGUUCUCGCCAUUUUUUUAAAGCACAAAGAUACCCCCAUUGUCAAGGCCAACAACAGAGAGAUCACCUAUGCUCUCCUGGUGUCCCUCUUGCUCUGCUUCCUCUGCUCUAUGCUUUUCCUAGGACAGCCAAGCAAGGUGACCUGCCUCCUCCAGCAAUCUGCUUUUGGCAUCAUCUUCACCGUGGCUGUUUCUUGUGUCUUGGCCAAAACCAUCACUGUGAUUGUAGCUUUCAUGGCCACCAAACCAGGGUCCAGCAUGAGGAAGUGGGUGGGGAAAAGAAUGGCCAACGCGAUUGUGCUUUCUGGCUCCUUCGUUCAAGCAGGUAUUUGUCUUGUGUGGCUAGGGACGUCUCCUCCUUUUCCAAAUUAUGACACUGACUCAAUGGAUGAGGAAAUCAUUUUUGAAUGUAAUGAAGGGUCUGUCCUCAUGUUCGACAUUGUCCUAGGCUACAUGGGACUUCUGUCUCUCAUCAGCUUGACUGCGGCUUUCUUUGCCAGGAAGUUGCCAGACAGCUUCAACGAAGCCAAGUUCAUCACCUUCAGCAUGCUGAUCUUUUGCAGUGUCUGGGUGUCUUUUUUCCCCACCUACCUGAGCACCAAAGGGAAAUACAUGGUGGCCGUGGAGAUCUUCUCCAUCAUGACUUCCAGUGCAGGGUUACUGGUCUGUAUUUUUUCCCCCAAGUGCUACAUUAUUCUGCUGAAGCCUGAACUGAAUAACAGGGAGCUGCUCAUAAGGAGGAAGAAAUGA
Messenger RNA from Heteronotia binoei (common prickly gecko), 2298 nucleotides. RefSeq names its product vomeronasal type-2 receptor 26-like. The record is from RefSeq and is a predicted model, not a curated record. Gene Ontology annotation, molecular function: G protein-coupled receptor activity. Gene Ontology annotation, cellular component: membrane. Gene Ontology annotation, biological process: G protein-coupled receptor signaling pathway. Bases 1 to 2298 code for a protein of 765 amino acids. The transcript has 5 exons. Lineage: Eukaryota; Metazoa; Chordata; Lepidosauria; Squamata; Gekkonidae.